Molecule: messenger RNA, 302 nt
Organism: Paraglomus occultum
Lineage: Eukaryota; Fungi; Glomeromycota; Glomeromycetes; Paraglomerales; Paraglomeraceae
Source: the annotation of a GenBank genome assembly
AAAAAAACGCAAUCGAAGUAGUCGAUGAGGACAAUCAAACGUCAGUUUCAGAUGUUGUUGAUGAUGAAGUUUCCACGACUCCAAUGGCAGUCACGGAGAUGAUAUCAAGACAAAGCCAGGGCGGAAGACAGGCUACUGAGGUUGCGAAGACGAUAUUUUAUUAUGAUCAGAGUUAUUAUGCUGCUGAACUAGGUCAAAGUUUCAAUGGUUGGUAUUGGCUGCUGUUCAAACACAGAAAGAGACUAAGGCCAUUUGUUGCAUUAAGAAUUCAAGCAGAUGAUAUCAAACCUGCUGAAGUAUGA